AUGGCUGCUCGAUCUCUCCCCAGAGGCCUCUCGAGGCAGCUGGCCUUUGUCAGGCCCUAUGGAACGGUGCAGAACAGCAUCCCCAAGCCGUCUACUUCGUCCACAGGCGCGGCUGCAUCGUCGCCAACGAGCUCGCUGCCAGCACCACUGCAACAUGCGAUUACGGCCAGGGCUCCUCGUACAUCCUGGACUCGCGAGGAGAUUACUCAGAUAUACCAGACGCCCCUAAACCAGCUUACUUUCGCAGCCGCUGCUGUUCAUCGUAACUUUCAUGAUCCUGCGGCCAUCCAGAUGUGCACGCUGAUGAACAUUAAGACCGGUGGAUGUAGCGAGGAUUGUUCAUACUGUUCUCAAUCCUCGCGAUACGACACUGGACUAAAGGCAACAAAGCUAAGCAGCGUUGAUUCCGUUCUUGAAGCUGCUCGCAUCGCCAAGGAGAACGGAAGCACCAGAUUCUGUAUGGGCGCCGCAUGGCGUGACAUGCGUGGCCGCAAGUCCAAUUUGAAAAACAUCAAGGCGAUGGUCAGUGGUGUGCGCGGUAUGGGCAUGGAAGUCUGUGUCACUCUCGGCAUGAUCGAUGGCGAUCAGGCAAAGGAGCUGAAGGAGGCUGGCCUGACUGCCUAUAACCACAAUGUCGACACGUCAAGGGAAUUCUACCCUUCCAUCAUCACCACGCGGUCGUACGAUGAGCGUAUCCAGACCCUCGGCCAUGUCCGUGAUGCCGGCAUUAACGUCUGCUCCGGUGGUAUUCUCGGCCUAGGCGAGGAAGAUUCUGACCGCGUGGGAUUGAUCCAUACCGUUGCGACUCUACCUGCGCACCCUGAAUCGUUCCCUGUCAACGCCCUGGUGCCUAUCAAGGGAACCCCUCUGGGGAACAGGAAGAUGAUCGAAUUCGAUAAACUACUGCGAACCAUUGCGACGGCUAGAAUUGUUCUUCCCGCCACCAUUGUUCGUCUAGCUGCUGGCCGUAUCUCCUUGACGGAGGAACAGCAGGUUACCUGCUUCAUGUCUGGUGCGAAUGCUAUCUUCACCGGUGAGCGAAUGCUUACCACCGACUGCACCGGUUGGGACGAGGAUAAGAAGAUGUUCAACAAGUGGGGAUAUUAUCCCAUGAAGAGCUUUGAGCGCGGGGAAUACAAGGGCAUCGCUUCGGAGCAGCAGCCUGCCCAAACCAGUGACGUUGCUGCUGAGACGGCCAAGCCUGCUGCUUCUUCCGCGGCUUCGUAA
Messenger RNA from Microsporum canis CBS 113480, 1227 nucleotides. Its product is annotated as biotin synthase. Gene Ontology annotation, molecular function: 2 iron, 2 sulfur cluster binding; biotin synthase activity. The record is from RefSeq and is a predicted model, not a curated record. NCBI's taxonomy places the organism in Eukaryota, Fungi, Ascomycota, Eurotiomycetes, Onygenales, Arthrodermataceae. Gene Ontology annotation, cellular component: mitochondrion. The coding region runs from base 1 to 1227 and encodes 408 amino acids. Gene Ontology annotation, biological process: biotin biosynthetic process. The transcript is spliced from 2 exons.